GGUGGCGGUGGCGGCGACGGGAGCAGGUUAGCCCGGGCCGCCCUACUCUGCGGGCGUCUGGGAAACGCAGAAGCACUGGUCAAGCCGGCCGCUCCUGGGGCCAGCUCCUCCAGGCGCUCGCAGGCAUGCAGCCCGGGAGCAGGCGGCGCGCCCCGGGCCGCUACUAAGUCCCUAGCUGCGGGGACCAGCGCCAGCCGGGCCCCUCCCACCUCGCCCAGGGGCCCACGAGAGACCGCCCUACACCUUGUCUCCGCGCGCGCAGUCCCGCCAGCGCCACCCCCCGCGGGCUGGAGGGGCUCAUGCAGCCGCCAAGGGAGAGGCUAGUGGUAACAGGCCGAGCUGGAUGGAUGGGUAUGGGGAGAGGGGCAGGACGUUCAGCCCUGGGAUUGUGGCCGACCCUCGCCUUCCUUCUCUGCAGCUUCCCCGCAGCCGUCUCCUCCUGCAAGAUCCUCAAGUGCAACUCUGAGUUCUGGAGCGCCACGUCAGGCAGCCACGCCCCUGCCUCUGACGACGUGCCAGAGUUCUGUGCGGCCCUGCGCACCUACGCCCUGUGUACGAGGCGGACGGCCCGCACCUGCCGGGGCGACCUGGCUUACCACUCGGCUGUCCAUGGCAUAGAGGACCUCAUGAGCCAGCACAACUGUUCCAAGGACGGCCCCACCUCACAGCCACGCCUGCGCACACUCCCGCCCGCCGGGGACAGCCAGGAGCGCUCGGAUAGCCCAGAGAUCUGCCACUAUGAGAAGAGUUUCCACAAGCACUCAGCUGCCCCCAACUACACUCACUGCGGCCUCUUCGGGGACCCGCACCUCAGGACCUUCACAGACCACUUCCAGACAUGCAAGGUGCAAGGCGCCUGGCCUCUCAUCGACAAUAAUUACCUGAACGUGCAAGUCACCAACACGCCUGUCCUGCCCGGCUCUGCUGCCACCGCCACCAGCAAGCUCACCAUCAUCUUCAAGAACUUCCAAGAGUGUGUGGACCAGAAAGUGUACCAAGCUGAGAUGGACGAACUGCCGUCUGCCUUUGCCGACGGCUCCAAAAACGGUGGAGAUAAACAUGGGGCCAACAGCCUGAAGAUCACAGAGAAGGUGUCGGGCCAGCACGUGGAGAUCCAGGCCAAGUACAUCGGUACCACCAUCGUGGUGCGCCAGGUGGGCCGCUACCUGACCUUCGCGGUCCGAAUGCCCGAGGAGGUGGUCAACGCUGUGGAGGACCGUGACAACCAAGGCCUCUACCUCUGCCUGCGGGGCUGCCCGCUCAACCAGCAGAUCGACUUCCAGGCUUUCCGCGCCAACGCUGAAAGCCCCCGUAGGCCGGCAGCUGCCAGCCCCUCUCCUGUGGUCCCCGAGACAUUUCCAUACGAGACGGCUGUGGCCAAGUGCAAGGAGAAGCUGCCUGUAGAAGACCUGUACUACCAGGCCUGUGUCUUCGACCUCCUCACCACCGGCGACGUGAACUUCACGCUGGCCGCCUACUACGCCUUGGAGGAUGGCAGGAUGCUCCAUUCCAACAAGGACAAGCUGCACCUGUUCGAAAGGACUCGGGAACUGCCAGGUGCGGUGGCUGCAGCAGCGUCUCCCUCGGCCCCUCAGAUGCUCCUUGGCACCGUCACACUCCUGGCCCUGAUGUCUGUGUCUUGGUAGACAUUUGGCCACAUAGGAUGCCGAGGAGAGUGUAGACUCUGCCCCGAGCCUUGGGCUCCCGCCUCUGGCUUCUCCUUUGUCUGAGAGCCCAAGUGGGCAUCAGGGCUCGGCCCAGCAGGUGGGCUCCCCGUGACCCCAGUGUUCUCUGCAUCAUUCAGCAGCAGAGGUGGCCUCUGGCUGAUGGCCUGUACGUGGUUCCCUCAGAGCUGUUUUGGCCGGGGCUCAGGGCCUGGGACGGCCCUCCCCUCUCUCUUAGUGCACGAGACAAGGUUGUGCUGAUUGAUGGUGUGUUUUUGUGACAGUAAAGUUGUGUGAGGGGGAGAGCAGCUCCCUCCAUCCCGACCCCACCGUGUGAAUGUGCGAGCCAGAGCCCCCUCGGCUGAAGUCCCACCCCCCCCACCACCACCACCAGAGAGACACUGGGAAAGUCAGCUCCUCCCACACCCUCACAAUGCACUGAGACAGGCCCCACUGACUGCUGCACGCCUACUCUGGGGCCUCCUGUGCCCUCCCACACACGCGCACACACUGUUACACAAGCACACUCACACACUAAGCCCGCAGGGAAACCCCGUGUUAGUGGGGCUGAAACAUCUAUGUGGUCCUUUUCCCAGGCAGGGCCCCCUUCACGGUCUGACACCCACAGAGCAGAGGGCCCUGCUGAGCAUCGUUAGCAAACGGAUGUAACCCUGUAGCCCGUAGGCGGCGCCCUGGUACCUUCCUGCCCAGCGCCACAGACUGCCCUGUGCGUCCAGCUACCGCUGAUGUGAGUUCGAGGUGCCGGAGAGCCCCACAGUUGAAGGGAGGGUGUGUUUUGGCCUGAGGUCUAAGCAGUGCUGCUCCUGGGCUCAGAUUCCACCUCUGGCUCCACCCUCUGCCCCUCUCCCAUUGCACUUAAGAAAUCAAAGUGCUCGCUUCUGAAUGUUUCAACAGAGACGUGAUCCUCCAGCUCCUGUCCCCGGCCCGCAACACCCCAUCCUCCCCGCCAGCAGACUUAAGAGUCGCCCAGAAGGAGCGCUGGAGCCUCAGGGCAUGAGCAGCAGACCCAGCGGAUAGGGCCAGCUGGACUGCCCCAUCCUCUGCUCUCUCCUCACCUGCCUCCUAGACUUCCCCGGCUGCUGGUCAGCAGCUCCAUCCCACCCCUCUCCUCUGGAUUUCUUUGUGGCCCAAAAGCAGCAUGUAAGAGGCCCAGCAGGGUCUCCUCCCACUAGAACCUUUCAACUCUGGCCACGAGGCCAGAUGCCUGCCACUGGGAUCCUAAGUCUCCUUCAGCUCAAGGUGAGCAUCCAUCCAUGGAGCCCAAAGCCAUUCCCAUCUCUGCUGCUGUUCCAGAGGCCCCAGAGGUACCAACACUGUGGUGCAGCUGGCCCCAUGGGCCACCUAGCCAGCAGCCCUACAGCCCACCCUAGCCCUGCUCUGCUCCCCAGGGACCUCUCAUACACUGGCCAGGAGGCUGCAGAACCUGCCUCCCCCUCCCAGAGGUCCUGACCCCUGCCAAAACCACACGGGGAGCUGGGAGGGGUCAGCUCAGCCCCUCCUUCUCCCUGCUGGUUUUUUUUUUUUCUUUUUUUUUUUUUUCUUUUUUUUUUUUUUUUAAGCUAUCCCUAUGUUGGAAGUAAAAAAAAAAAGUUGAAGCACUUUAUUUUGGUUGUGUUUGAUCACGUUCUGCUUGGAAGUGGGGACCCCUCACUGAGUCCACAUGUCUGCGACCUGUGUGGAGUGUCACUGCGUGUACAUACUGUAAAUUAUUUAUUAAUGGCUAACUGCAAGUAAAGUUCGUUUUGUUUUGUUUUGUUAUUUUCUUUUA
This is a messenger RNA of Meriones unguiculatus (Mongolian gerbil), 3453 nucleotides long. It is a transcript of the gene Rgma, whose product is annotated as repulsive guidance molecule BMP co-receptor a. The record is from RefSeq and is a predicted model, not a curated record. Gene Ontology annotation, cellular component: plasma membrane. NCBI's taxonomy places the organism in Eukaryota, Metazoa, Chordata, Mammalia, Rodentia, Muridae. Gene Ontology annotation, biological process: BMP signaling pathway. Gene Ontology annotation, molecular function: coreceptor activity. The coding region runs from base 300 to 1646 and encodes 448 amino acids. The transcript is spliced from 4 exons.